GUGAACAUACUCUUUGGUACUUUGACGGCUACUAUGGGUAUAGCAUUUUAGUGUCCAAUAAAAAUAUUUGUUGCAACAAUAACAUUUCUUAUAAAUAUUACUUAUUAAAUAAUUUUAAAAAUAGUAUAAUGUGUUUAAGUUACAAUAAUACUGUUAAAAAUGUGAUAAAAGUGCGUCUACUGAACUAAUUCAAAAUAUCUGGGUUCUGGAAUUUAUUUUGCUAAGAUGGCGCCCUCUAGUUCAUAAACUGUCAACUAUCCGCGUGUCGUCCAUGUUCCGAAUGUGGUGUGACUUAUUUUUGUUUUGUAUUAAUUUUCACAAUAGUGAUUAUAAAUGUGGAACGAUACGAGAUGUGUUGUACGAUAUAGUGCAUAGUCGCUCCGGCUGAAUGGAUCCCUACGUCGGGUGGUAUCAGCCCGAGCAGGAAGGACCCGCGAAGCGCUUAUGGCUUCGUAUCUGGGAAACGCAAAGUGAAACAGACAAAAUGAACCUCAAAAACCUAGAGAAUUCUAACCCUAACGUGAAUAAAGCACCGGACUUUAUACCUCUAAGCGAAGUGAACGGUGAAAGUAGGAAUAAUAAUUACUUCAAUCCGACGCGGAGGAAAGCCAACGAUAACCGCGCAUCUACGUUUAACCUGAACCAAAACCACGAUGCGCUCAUAGGCGAGUACGGGGGCUGCCCUUGGCGGGUGCCCAACUACAACUACAAGCCCGGGAUACUCGGGCUCCAUGAAGAGAUCGAGCACUUCUACAUGUACAUGUCGCCGUCGGAGACGGAGCACUUGGUGCGCUCCACGGUGGUGAACAGGAUCCGCGGCGCCAUCCUGUCGCUGUGGCCGCAGGCGCGCGUCGAGGUGUUCGGCUCCUUCCGCACCGGCCUCUACCUGCCCACCAGCGACAUCGACCUCGUCGUCAUAGGCCAGUGGGAGAAGCUGCCGCUGUGGACGCUGGAGCGCGAGCUGGUGGUGCAGGACAUCGCGGAGAAGGAGAGCAUCAAGGUGCUGGAGAAGGCCACCGUGCCCAUCGUCAAGAUGACGGACAAGUACUCCGACGUCAAGGUGGACAUCUCCUUCAACAUGAGCAGCGGCGUCAAGAGCGCCGAGCUCAUCAAGCAGUUCAAGGACAAGUACCCGGUGCUGUCGCGGCUGGUGAUGGUGCUGAAGCAGUUCCUGCUGCAGCGCGACCUCAACGAGGUGUUCACGGGCGGCAUCUCCUCCUACUCGCUCAUCCUCAUGUGCAUCAGCUUCCUGCAGCUGCACCCGCGGCCCGAGCGCCUGCGCCAGCCGCACAACCUGGGCGUGCUGCUGGUGGAGUUCUUCGAGCUGUACGGGCGCAAGUUCAACUACGUGAAGACGGCCAUCCGCGUCAAGAACGGCGGCUCGUACGUGGCCAAGGACGAGCUGCAGAAGGAGAUGAGCGACGGGCACCGGCCCUCGCUGCUGUGCAUCGAGGACCCGCUCACGCCCGGCAACGACAUCGGCCGCUCCAGCUACGGCGCCAUCCAGGUGAAGCGCGCCUUCGACUACGGCUUCGUGGUGCUGCAGCGCGCCGUGGCGCCGCACUGCGCGCUGCUGGCGCGCCACAGCGUGCUGGGCCGCGUGCUGCGCGUCACGGACCACGUGCUGCAGUACCGCCGCUGGGUGCGCGACACCUUCGAGCCCUUCUUCUUCCCGCGCCGCGCGCCCGCCGGCCGCAGCCGCUCGCCCUCGCCGCCGCCCACGCCCACGCCCUCGCCCAGCGGCAGCGAGCGCGACUGGUCCGACGCGCCGCCGCUGUCGGCGCUGCAGUGCUCCUCGCCCACGCCGCGCCGCGUGUCGGCGCACCAGAGCCUCAUCAUCCACCACAUCACCAGCGACUCGCACUUCAACAACAUCCCGUCGGGCGUCAUGGCGCGCCCGCAGCCGCGCGCCGCCCGCCCGCGCCGCGCGCCCGCCUCGCCGCCCGCGCCGCGCGCCCGCGCCGACGCGCGCCACCGGAAGCGCCGCCACUUCGCGCAGCCGCGAUGAUGCCGGUGCCGCACGCCAGCCCGACAACACAUUUGCUGAUGAUGACUCGCUCACACUUUGAACUGGACGAGUCGUGGUGUUGAUGGGCCCAUUCAACACUGAGCUCGCACGCAAAGUGUACUGAACAUUCAAUUCAUUUUUGUGCAUACCCUUGACUAACAUGUGCUGCACAUGCACAUCCCACUGUAGUGACCUUAACGAGAACAAAUUGUAGAGGUAAACAAACCAACUGCCAGGUCUAUCGCUUAUUAUGCAGGGCUAUGGCUUUGACGACCUCCGUGGCGCAGUGGUGUGCGCGGUGGAUUUACAAGACAGAGGUCCUGGGUUCGAUCCCCGGCUGGGCAGACUGAGAUUUUCUUAAUUUGUCCAGGUCUGGCUGGUGGGAGGCUUCGGCCGUGGCUAGUUACCACCCUACCGGCAAUGACGUACGCCAAGCGAUUUAGCGUUCCGGUACGAUGCCGUGAAGAAACCGAAAGGAGUGUGGAUUUUCAUCCUCCUCCUAACAAGUUAGCCCGCUUCCAUCUUAGACUGCAUCAUCACUUACCAUCAGGUGAGAUUGUAGUCAAGGGCUAACUUGUAAAGAAUAAAAAAAAAUGUAAUCUUUACUUACAUUAAUUUUUCAAAAAAAAUGUAUAUUUUGGAAAUACAGUUUUUAAAUGAUAACAAUAUCUUGAAACAAGAUUAAAUUUAAAAUAAAAUUAUGAAAAACGGAAUAAAGCGAUCGUAUAACAUAAUAAUUACAAGGGUUUUAAAAUUCUUGAAUGUAUAUAUUUAUUUAUUCUAUUUAUCUUGGAAUCCUCGCUUUGCCUACCCUAUCAGUAAAUAAUUAUAUAUAAUACCAUUUCAUAAAAUAAAUUAAAUAUAAUAAAAUACACAUCUAUAAAAUCUCUCAUUAUCUGUUUUGACCUUAAGCAUUGAAACCGAGAGCAGUGCAGCAGAUAGCAAACAAAUAAGAUAGAAAGAGAUGACAUAUUUUGUUGGUUCCGUCGUCCGUCGUUUUGUUUGUUUAUCUCUAGAAUUUCUUCUCGUUGAAACUUGAAUUUAGUUUACACGACGCUACCGUCUGCAGCACACUCGGGCCCACUGUGUGUCUAUACUAUUAUUAUAAGGCUGAAAUGUUUGUUUGGUUGCAUGCGCUAAUCUCAGGAACUACUGGUCCGAUUCAAAAAAUUUUUUCAGUGUUAGAUAGCUCAUUUAUCGAGGAAGGCUAUAAGCUACUUAUUAUCCCCGUAUUCUUACGGGAACGGGAACCACGCGGGUGAAACCGCGCGGCGUCGGCUAGUUUGAUAUAAGACUAGAAUAUUUCGUUGUUCGAUAGUGUGUGCAACAGUCACAGUACGGUAAUGCUGAUUAUUUCAAGUUAUCCAGACUAUUGUAAUAUUGGGACUUGAAGUAUUUUAUCGUUUUUAAUACUUUAACUUCUUUUAUGUUAUGAUAAUGCUGCUCGACAAGUUCACAUUCAACAUAUUGUUGUUGUAUGUGCAUCAACGUACUAUAUGUGAUGUGCAUAAUGUCACACGUGAGAAUGACUUGCGGUUACAGCAGACCAGCUGACCUAUUCACUAUUUUAGACUACAUUAUCAACCUAUUAAAAUAAACGUCAAAUCAAUUGAGAAAUGUCGUCUAUCUACUGUAUGAUAUCCACCAGUAGGCACCGGAUGACAUUUGUUACAUAAAAUCUAAAUUACGUAUUUGUCAAGUAGCAUACGUCGAAGUUAGUGAAUUAGCCUGCUGGUUUCAAACGGAACAGAAAUGCACAAACUAAUGCAAUGGAUCAGAAAUGCGAUCGUGACAUGAUUUUUAUCAUUUGUUGAUAGUUUUGUUUGUAUUGUUGGCAGAGCUUUUACAACUUGGCUCUGUAAGUACCACUUUUUUGAUGCUUUACCUUCCCAUUAAUGACAAAGAAAUAUAAAAACGCAUUUAAGUUCGUCGAGGAGGAAUGAUCACUACAUUACUGAUUAUUGUAAAUGGUUUCCGUUGAAAGCUCGUCAACAAAUACGUUAUUUAACAUUCUGUUACAAAACGUAUUUAGUUGUAAUUGUUUUAGAAUUCGCAAAUUCCUCAGACUACAGCCGAGUUAGGAAAUUAUAAAAUCCUAGUGAUCCGAGCUGGGCAUUGAACCCAGGAGCUCUGUGAUAGUUUAUAUAACAAACGUGUCGCCCCACUUGUGCUGUCGCUGUUUCCUCUUGAUACAAUCAACUGCCCCCGUGACGUAGAGGCGAGCACCCAUGAUGUGACAGUUUCUACUCUAAAAUCACUAACUAAAAGUCAAACACGUUUUAUGUUGUUCAACAUGUUAUUGCGAAUGUUUUUAAGUUGUCAAAAAUUUGUCCAUUUUUUUGCGAAUAUCGAGCGAAUUAGCAUAAUAACUGUAAACUCAAACUUUGUGAGUGACUGUGAAUGUUAUAGGCUGUUUAAUUCCGAUUGUGAAACGUAUUCCCAAUGUAAACGAAAAUGGUAACUAUGGAGUAAAGCCGUCGGCUUUCUGCUAUAGUGUUUUUGUGAUAGCAUGGGUACGGUGACAGUUCGUUUCACUCUUGAAAGUUUGCCACGAUUCACGAUAAUAGUACGUAUUAUGAACGUCAUACAGGCGUCUGUCACCGUACCCAUGCUAUCUGAAAAACACUUUAGUUCUUUUAUAAUGGGGAUGAUGACUAGCUUUGAAUAUAUUGAUAUGACACAUUCGGGUAAAUAAGAUCAAUGUUAACUAAUUUAUACAUAAAAGGCAAAGAUUGUCUGGAUAUAUAAAUCCCUGUAGCUCCGAAAGUAAUGAUCGCAGAUACCCUGUUACUUUUACAUAAUUGCUUUACUAUUAGCAUACUCCUAAUUUAUAUACGAUUUAAAAAACUGUCAUCAUCCCUAUUGCAGUUUGCCUCCAAACACUUCUCCAAAUUGGUUACGAGCUUUCGGGCUAACGACUACAAGUUCCUCACUCAUACUCCGAAGCAAACAAGUUGUAUGUAUAUUGUAUACCUAGCAUUCUACACAUUUGCACAAAUGUUUGUGUAACAUCUUUCAAGUUGAGAUUUUCCGACUAAAAACUGACUGAAAUGUGGGCCCCGGGCUUUGGGAGUUUCGCAGCGUUUGUAGAGUAACGAAGGUCUGGCCACACAGGCCCUUGGAGCAUUCUGUAACACGCAUAAUGAGCGAGUGCGUUGAGCUGGUACAACCAGAACUUGUUGCCGGAUAUUUGCGUUACUACACUUUGUCUCGACUCUACGUACAUUCUACGAUAUUUAUAUGCGGGCUGCGACAUAUUUAAUUCUACAAAUUAAAUAUGUCGCAUAUAAAAAAAUACUGACUUUAAAAUUUAAAAUAUUUUUCCAAUUGAUUAUACAUUCAGAGGCACAAUUGUUCGCCCACUUUAAUAUGACGCGAGUGUACUAAAGUGGGCGGAUAAUUGUGCCUCUGAGUAUAUUUUUAAUAAAUUUUAAGAUGCGACCGAAAAGACACCGGUACGCGCGUGGGAUCUCUGUUCCUGUGAGCUUUUAUUUUACGAUAUUUUAUGGAAAUGUUAGCAAAUUUAAUAUUUUGCAAUUAUCGAGGGCACGUUUUGAUGGUAUUUCGGGGUCAAUGAAUUGUUUAGCAUAACUAAAAUGAUAUCUUAAAUUAUUACAAAUAAUUAUAUUUUAGAAUAAGUUUUUGAAGUGCUGAAGGCUGAUUAUUUUACCGUUACUUUUAUUAAAUCACAAUUUAGUUUUACCUGUAUGUACCAUAGGCCCGCACCUUGUUUGUACAAUUGUAAACAGACGGUUGUUGACCGCGACACGACCUUAGGGCGCACUCCCACCUGUGCGCGUGGAAGUGGACGGACGCACGUGCGUGACCUUCGUUGUUUUACCUCAGUUAUAUAAGUUAUAUCUAAAUGCAUACAUAUAAUUAUGAUUGGUUUAAAUUUGGAUAGCAAUUUGUGUUUGCUCAAAUAACCUUUACGUGCCGCGUAGAACUAAGGUUGCAAACCUGAGUUCAGUCGUUUAAAUGCGCUUUGCGAAAUGCAAAUGUUUUUGAUAGUAAAGCAAUAAAAUAAAGGUUACACUGCCAUGGCUGUUAUAAUCUGAUGUAAUAAUUAUUAUUAUUAUUGUAGCGAGUAGGUGCCUCAUUUAAAAAUAAAUAAAUUAUUGUAAUAGUAUUUGAAAGUGUAAUUGUAAGAGUUUCCACUAUUCCAGUAGUAAGGAACAGAUGAGUGAUUAUAGUUUUGCAAAAGGCGAGUGAACGGCAACAAUAUAAUACAUAAUGUAUAGUGCCUGUAUUGUAAAUAUUCACUACGUUUUGGCUAAAGUGAAGUACAAUAGCUCUAAUAAAUUUGUUAUUCUAGCACUGUAGAGGCGUCGCUCCUACCACUGCGCACGGGAAUUUGGCUCACAUUUUAAAAUAAGGAGCGAUCAUACAUAUGCGGCGCUUCCAGUGAGACGGACACGGCGCGGGUCCGUGCGCGGCGAUGGGUCGACGCCUUUACGUAUCGGGACGCUUACGAGCUGGAACAGUACGAGUUACAGUGAGAGGUGACAUUGCCUUCGUCUAGUCUAAUGUUAGUGACAUAGCUGUGUAUCGAUAAGGCAAACAAAAUAGACAUAUUGUGACUAACGUGUAUACUCGCCCUUUAUUUUCGAUAAAAAUAAUGUAAUACUAUGUAUUAAUAAAAUAAAAAAAAAACAAAAACAUGAAAAUAUUGAACCUAACGAGUGCAAGUAAAGUUACUGUACGAUAUCACUUGAUGUAAACCUGCGCUGAGCGGCGAGCAAGCGAUUUAGUAUGUAUUAUGGCCCCGAUGAUGUUUCACAAUUAGCAUAUAUGUUACCGGCAAUGUGUAAAUCCGGCAUUCUAUACAAUGCCUGGGCAAUGUAUGAAAUACCUUAAACGUGUAGGCAAUGUAUGAAAUAUUGAUUUUAUACAUUUUCUAGGUAUUGUAUUGUAACUGAUGCUCAGUCAGUAACGUAUGUACGACGAGCGCAGACGAGGGGGUGACGUACGGAUGGGCAGUGCGUAGUUUUGUGUAGUGUCCACUCCACGCAUUUUGUGUAUUAGCCGUACCGCUAGAGUGUUUUUGUGAAGCGCGAAGCCAGAAGCUCGUGAAUGAACGGGCGACGACCAGUCUUCUGGCGCAUCCAUUUUGAAUACAUGAGUUUUGAGAAAAUAUUCGCUAAAAAGUCAUAAAUCUUGUGUUGAGAGUAAUAAUUGUAUGAUUUAAACCUGUAUAUAAUUCACACACAAUUCUUUUAUAAAUUUUCUAUACAAUUGAGACCAACAUUGCCAAAAUCUUUUCUUUGUACACAUUGCCGGCGGAGCAGUAGGUAAUUUAUACAAUCCCUAGGCAAUUAUACAUAUCCAGAACGCCCCAGGUAUUUUAUACAUUACGCAGGCAUUGUAUAGAAUAACUGAAUUAUACACAUUGUUGGUGACAUAUACAUUGUGAUGUAAUAACAUAAAUAUACGAAGGUUGUCGAGGCUCAUAGUACUAAAAACAUCUUAAUAUCAUGUUAAUAGAUAGAAAUGGCGUGUAGUGGCAGGCGUCCACAGACCACAGAUCCGCAUCGUUCGUAUCGCUAUCGGAUGCAUCGCGUCAAACGGAUUUUAGUAGUAUAGAAAGUCAUACAAGUGCGUCCACUGAUCCGCAUUGUGCGGAUCGCAUCGAUCGGAUUUUAUCUACUAUUAAAAACAUACAUACAGCCGAACGUACAACCUCCUCUUUUUUGGAAGUCGGUUAAAAAUAUAUUUAUUUACACUUAAUGCAUUUUUUUACAUUUUAUUCGCCUUUUACGCAGUAAGAUAGAUAGUGAUAGCGGAUACACGCUAUAACGUAGACUAUAUUUUUUUUAAUUAAACAUUUUUUUUUUAGAUUUUGGUGUUUAAAAGUUAUUUUUCAAUCUAGUAGAACGAUAAUGAACUAUUAAGACAGUUAAAAAAAAAUGACAACUAGUCUAUUGUGUCUACUGUUUACAUAAAGCUCUCUUUCGUCUCAUUACAACGGAAUAGAGAGCGAUAGUUAUGAUAUCUCUUACGUUGCGAGAUCGAUAUGUAGACAAAUAUCGCGUUGUCUGUUGGCGUGUCUUAGACCUUCAUAUCGGUGAAGUUCGAACUCUAUAGUUUCGGAGUGAAACACGCCAUUUCUUUGCACUUUGCAAUUGUACGUUGUACGUUGCAACAUUUCCUGAGGAUGCUCCGGUUUCGGGCUGAAACGUGCGUAGAGAGUAUUUUGUCGGACCUGGGUGACGUCGUCGCAUGGGUUCGUCGGCUUUUCGUGGGUAAUAGUAGAAUAAAUAAAUUAUAUAUUGAUGAUGAAAUUCCGCAAAGUAACGCCUGCUUCUAUCCAACACGCCAUUUCUGUUGCUUUGUUAUUAAGGUUGUUGUACGUCGGUGUGACUUGUGAGGUCGAUCAGUUGCUUGCCGCCGGCGCCGGCGACUGUAGCGCAUAGGGUAUAUGUCUGCUGAUGUACAUAAAUACGGUCAUACGUAGGAGUUGUACAUACCUGUACAUAGCAUGUAAAUACACUCAGAUAUAUUAUAUAUUUAAUAUUAAUAUAAAGUUUGAUUUAAAGAGAAGUUUUAAAAUAAAAUGAAUUUGAAAAAUACAAAAAAAUAUUAAUAAAUAAAUACAUACUGAGUAUGAAGUGGAAAACCAGA
Messenger RNA from Bicyclus anynana (squinting bush brown), 8629 nucleotides. RefSeq names its product non-canonical poly(A) RNA polymerase protein Trf4-1. The transcript has 5 exons. Gene Ontology annotation, cellular component: TRAMP complex; nucleolus. Gene Ontology annotation, molecular function: poly(A) RNA polymerase activity; mRNA binding. Gene Ontology annotation, biological process: RNA 3'-end processing. Lineage: Eukaryota; Metazoa; Arthropoda; Insecta; Lepidoptera; Nymphalidae. The record is from RefSeq and is a predicted model, not a curated record. The coding region runs from base 389 to 2008 and encodes 539 amino acids.